This is a messenger RNA of Scylla paramamosain (green mud crab), 1011 nucleotides long. RefSeq names its product cytosolic Fe-S cluster assembly factor NUBP1 homolog. Gene Ontology annotation, cellular component: cytosol. The record is from RefSeq and is a predicted model, not a curated record. Gene Ontology annotation, biological process: iron-sulfur cluster assembly. NCBI's taxonomy places the organism in Eukaryota, Metazoa, Arthropoda, Malacostraca, Decapoda, Portunidae. Gene Ontology annotation, molecular function: ATP binding; ATP-dependent FeS chaperone activity; iron-sulfur cluster binding.
AUGAGUCAGCCUGUGGACUUGAUGUAUGGAAGCCUUGCUGUGGAGAGCUCUGUCUUGCUGGAGUGUGGGAGGGGAGAUAAGGCUGUCCUACAAGACACUGUAUCACAUCCAUUGCUUCUUGUUAUACCAGUACUAAGAGACUUGGAUGAAAAAAAGCUUGUGGAGGGACUGUGUGAGGUGGAAGAGAACCUGGUGGUGGUGAGGGAGCGCCUGGCAUCUGUCAAGAACAAGGUGCUGGUGCUGUCUGGCAAGGGAGGCUUGGGCAAGUCCACUGUGAGUGCCAUGCUGGGCCUUACCUUGGCCUUCGAUGACUCCAAGGAGGUGGGGUUCCUUGACAUUGACAUCUGUGGGCCGUCUCAGCCGCGGGUGUUGGGGACAGCAGAGGAGAAGGUCCACUCUUCAGGUGUUGGCUGGUGCCCUGUGGUAGGUGGCAACUUCCAGGUUCCUAUUAUGUGUCUGACAAUCUGGCUGUCAUGUCCGUUGGGUUCCUGCUCAACAGUGCAGACGACACUGUCAUCUGGAAGGGACCCAAGAAAGAUGGAAGUGGCUCUGCUGGAUGUGAGGAAGGAAAUCACAUUCUGCAGGAAAGUGAACAUUCCCAUCAUUGGCCUGGUGGAGAACAUGACCACCUUUGUGUGCCCCAAGUGUAAGACCAAGACGGCCGUCUUCCCUGCCACUACUGGAUGUGACCCCCAGCUGGCAGAGGAUACUGAGAUGCCACUGCUUGGCCAGCUGCCGCUGGACCCCCGGGUGGCCCAGGCGUGUGAUGAAGGCACCAACAUUCCGACACAAGAGCCAGGUGCUGCUGUCACUCAGGCAUACAAAGACAUUGCAAACAAAAUCAAGGAGUACUGUGACGCACAGUCCCAAGAAGCCACUUGACCUGCAGCGGUAGCAGCAGCAGCAGCAGCAGUCAUCACCACACUAACCAACACAUUCUACAGAAAAGUCUUGUUAUUCAUGCAGAGGUUUAUUUUACAUUUACUUCUUAAAUCCAUAUUAUUAACAUCA